GAAUGAUGCUUCAAACGUUGAUAGUUGGACUCUUUUCAGGGCUCUGCGACGUUUGUUUCAUUCCUGGCAACCAAGAGCAGUGAGUACCUGGAUACACUGUGGUCACAACCAGUGGUUCAGGCACACUUAGUGGCUUAUCUGUGCCACGCCUUGGUCCAUGCUGUUGCUUCUGUGUUGUCAGGCAGUAGCAGACAUUGCAUCUGGGGAAAGCGGAGCCUGAGUAGCAUUUGGUGCCUCCCUGCUGUGCAAGACGACUGAAUGCGAUCCACAGGACCACAGGGCUCAUAGGAAGGGAGGGAAUGAACUACAGGAAAGCUGCCACAGCAACAAGGCUGAGUUCUGGUUGAGUGCAGAGUUAGGAACUCAGAUGCAUGGUGGGCACUGGCAAGCAGGGGCCAGACAGUGGCCAACCCGGAGCUGUCCUCGGGAGUGACUCCCGUUUACAGCUGUGAGCAGCUGUGUAGCAAGUGAAAGCUGCUCUGAAACCCUGUGGCUGAUAGCAGUUUUGUGACUUUAUCCCUGUAGCACUUCUUGGAGAGAUAAUCAUCGACAGCCAACCUUGAGGAGACUGUUAUGGCUCUUGCUGCCGUGCAUCUGUCGCUGAGGAUCCCAGGAGCUGUGUCCCUGCGGGCUCCCCUGAGGGCUCUGCAGCUUUGUAGCCGGUGCUACCCGGGUCACGCCUCUUGGAGCUACGAAGCCAUGAAACAGCAGUACAGGCCAGAGAUACCAGAGUACUUCAACUUUGCAAGAGAUGUGCUGGACAGAUGGGCUGAAGUGGAAAAGGAGGGGAAGAAGUCUAAAAACCCUGCAUUGUGGUGGGUAGAUGGUGCUGGAGAAGAGGUGAGGUGGAGCUUUGAAGAGCUGGGAGUGCUGUCCAGGAAGGUGGCCAAUGUGCUCUCCGAUGCCUGCGGUCUGCAGCAGGGAGACAGAGUUAUUGUGGUUCUGCCCCGGGUCCCCGAGUGGUGGCUGGUGAAUGUGGCUUGCAUGAGAACAGGGACUGUCUUGAUUCCUGGCACGCAGCAGCUGACAGCGAAGGACAUCCUGCACCGACUGCAGAAGUCCAAGGCCAAGUGUAUCAUCACUGAUGAUUCCGUGGCACCAGCUGUAGACUCGGUUGGGGCUGAAUGCCAGUCUCUGAAGUGCAGGUUGCUUGUGUCAGAGGGCCACAGAGAAGGCUGGCUGAACUUCAGGGACCUCCUGAAGCAGGCUCCUUCUGAUCACCAGUGUGUGACCAGCAGGUGUGGAGACCCAAUGGCCAUCUUUUUCACUAGUGGAACUACAGGAUCGCCAAAAAUGGUUGAGCACUCCCACUGCAGCUAUGGCAUUGGCCUCACCGUAAGUGGAAGGUACUGGCUGGACUUGACCUCUUCAGAUAUACUUUGGAACACAUCAGACACAGGCUGGGCAAAGGCAGCUUGGAGCAGCGUUUUUUCAGCCUGGAUCCAAGGGGCGUGUGUGUUUGUACACAAGAUGCCACACUUUGACCCACGCAUUGUCUUCGAGAGUCUGUCAAGGUUCCCCAUAACAGUUUUCUGUUCUCCUCCAACUGCCUACCGAAUGUUUGUGCAACACAAAGUGUCCAGCUACCGGUUCCGAGGGCUGCGGCACUGCGUGAGCGCGGGGGAGCCCAUCAACGCCGACGUGGUGCAGGCGUGGAAGGCACACACUGGGCUGCAUAUUCACGAGGGCUACGGACAGACAGAAACUGUGCUGGUCUGUGGGAAUUUCAAGGGAAUGAGAAUCAAACCUGGCUCUAUGGGAAAGCCUUCUCCAGGGUAUGACGUGAAGAUCAUAGAUGAAAAGGGUAAUGUCCUGCCUCCUGGAAAAGAAGGAGAUAUUGCCAUCAGAGUAAAGCCCACCAGACCACCUUUUCUUUUCACUUGCUAUGCUGCUGAUCCAGAGAAAACAGAGGCCACGAUACGAGGGGAUUUUUAUGUGACUGGAGACAGGGGGAUUAUGGAUGAGGAUGGAUACUUCUGGUUUGUUGGAAGAGCUGAUGAUGUCAUUAAUUCUGCUGGGUACCGCAUUGGACCUUUUGAAGUAGAGAGUGCCCUAGUGGAGCAUCCUGCAGUGGUGGAGUCAGCUGUUGUCAGCAGUCCAGACCCCAUCAGAGGAGAGGUGGUGAAAGCCUUUGUUGUUUUGACAUCUGACUAUGCUUCACACGAUCCUGAAAAGAUGAUGAAAGAGCUGCAAGACCACGUGAAGAAAGUUACUGCUCCCUACAAGUAUCCUAGGAAGAUGGAGUUCGUUCAGCAGCUGCCAAAAACCGUUAGUGGGAAGAUCAGAAGGAACGAACUGCGCCGGAAGGAGUGGAGGAAAGACUAGGAGCACUCCUUGCAUUUCAAGAGGCAUUCCUCCCGAGCAAGAUAUUGCAGGUUUACAUGGUGACAGAGAGGAAAAGAUGUUACACCCACGUCCUCCUUAGUCUAGCUUUGAAUAAAUUCUUACCCAGUUCCCAGAUUUUCCUGUCCCAGCUGCUACCCUAACAGCUCUUAGUACAGCAGGCAAACCCUGUCGGAGGGGAAGCUCCUGUAGUCAGGAGAGCAAGAGGUGCUGUGUGUUAAAUAAAGCAUUUAAUGAACUGCCA
Pogoniulus pusillus (Red-fronted tinkerbird) is the source of this 2587-nucleotide messenger RNA. RefSeq names its product acyl-coenzyme A synthetase ACSM3, mitochondrial-like. The transcript is spliced from 13 exons. Gene Ontology annotation, molecular function: fatty-acyl-CoA synthase activity; fatty acid ligase activity. Lineage: Eukaryota; Metazoa; Chordata; Aves; Piciformes; Lybiidae. The coding region runs from base 574 to 2325 and encodes 583 amino acids. Gene Ontology annotation, biological process: acyl-CoA metabolic process; fatty acid biosynthetic process. Gene Ontology annotation, cellular component: mitochondrial matrix. The record is from RefSeq and is a predicted model, not a curated record.